AUGUCUCCACCUCCUGUCUCCUCCUCCUGUUUCCUCCUCCUGUCUCCUCCUCCUGUCUCCUCCUCCUGUCUCCACCUCCUGUCUCCUCCUCUUGUCUCCACCUCCUGUCUCCUCUUCCUCCUGUCUCCUCUUCCUCCUGUCUCCUCUUCCUCCUGUCUCCUCUUCCUGUCUCAACCUCCUGUCUCCUCCUCCUGUCCCAACCUCCUGUCUCCUCCUCCUGUCACCACCUCCUGUCUCCUCCUCCUGUCUCCUCCUCCUGUCUCCACCUAA
This is a messenger RNA of Knipowitschia caucasica, 270 nucleotides long. NCBI's taxonomy places the organism in Eukaryota, Metazoa, Chordata, Actinopteri, Gobiiformes, Gobiidae. The record is from the annotation of a GenBank genome assembly.